Molecule: messenger RNA, 1636 nt
Organism: Octodon degus (degu)
Lineage: Eukaryota; Metazoa; Chordata; Mammalia; Rodentia; Octodontidae
Gene: Brox
Product: BRO1 domain and CAAX motif containing
Exons: 13
Coding region: 390-1625 (411 amino acids)
Source: RefSeq, a predicted model, not a curated record
CAGCAGCCGCCCACCGCUUUACUCUAGUCUCCAUAGACUCCUGGAUGCUGCUAUAAAAAGUCGGUUUCUGAUGCCCUGAAUCAAACGAAGGAUAGAAAUUCCACAUUGGUGCCGCAAGUCAAUAAUCCUGACAGCUAGAUUUGCCUAGAGUACUCUUGCUCCGCGUCUCCACUGGCUGCCACGGUUCCGAUAACCUAAAGUAAAUAGAGCUGCGUUCGGCCGUCGUCUACGCACGCCUCCCGGGUCGAUAGCAUCGGCUUUCCCUUGCCUUGCCUGUCCGAGUCAGCGCGUGCGCAGACUGCGCCCGGCGUCGCCCCGGGAGGAGCCGCGUAAACAGGAAGUGGGCUCCGCGCUGGCGGCCUGCUGCGGUAAGGAGACAUCUGGAAAAAAUGACCCAUUGGUUUCAUAGGAACCCACUGAAAGCCACGGCUCCUGUCUCUUUUAAUUACUACGGUGUGGCCGCUGGCCUACCUGCUUCAAAAAUUUGCAACGACCUCAGGUCAUCCAGGGCGCGCCUCCUGGAGCUGUUCACCGAUCUGAGCUGUAACCCAGAAAUGAUGAAGAAUGCGGCAGAUUUGUACUUCUCACUUUUACAAGGUUUCAUACAUUCCCCAGGUGAAUCUACACAGGAAAGCAAGUUAAGAUAUAUUCAGAAUUUCAAGUGGACCGAUACACUGCAAGGACAGGUGCCAAGUGCCCAACAGGAUGCUGUUUUUGAAUUAAUUUCCAUGGGAUUUAAUGUAGCUUUAUGGUACACCAAAUAUGCUUCAAGACUGGCUGGCAAAGAAAACAUAACAGAAGAUGAAGCAAAAGAGGUCCACCGAAGCCUGAAAAUUGCAGCUGGGAUUUUUAAACAUUUGAAGGAAAGUCACAUCCCGAAGCUCCUCACACCUGCGGAGAAGGGAAGGGACUUGGAGCCCCGGCUCCUGGAAGCAUAUAUCCUCCAGUGCCAGGCGGAGGCUCAAGAAGUGACAAUUGCCCGAGCAAUUGAACUCAAGCACGCUCCGGGGCUGAUCGCUGCACUGGCUUACGAAACGGCCAAUUUCUACCAAAGAGCCGAUCAUACUUUAUCCAGUUUGGAGCCUGCAUAUUCUGCUAAAUGGAGAAAAUAUCUUCACUUGAAAAUGUGUUUCUACACAGCCUACGCAUACUGUUACCAUGGCCAGACGCUGCUGGCCGGAGACAAGUGCGGGGAAGCAGUCAGGGCUCUCCAGGAAGCAGAGAAAUUGUACGCCAAGGCCGAGGCGCUCUGCAAAGAGUAUGGCGAGACCAAGGGGCCCGGACCCACGGCCAAGCCUUCGGGACACCUGUUCUUCUGGAAGCUUGGGAGCCUGGUGAAGAACACGCUGGACAAGUGUCAGAGGGAGAACGGCUUCAUUUACUUUCAAAAAAUCCCAACGGAGGCCCCACAACUGGAACUCAAAGCAAAUUAUGGGCUGGUAGAGCCCGUGCCUUUCGAAUUUCCUCCUGCGGGUGCUCAGUGGACACCAGAAGCGCUGGCUGCAUUUGACCUCACCAAGAGACCCAAGGACGACAGUGCCAAACCCAAGCCAGAAGAAGAAGUAAAACCUGUGAAAGAACCAGACAUCAAGCCCCAGAAGGACACUGGCUGCUACAUUUCCUAAAACGCCAUGGG